AUGGACUGUUGCCCGAAUCUCUGCCUGCCUCCCGAAGAAGUCGAGAGACGUAGGAUCAACAGGGCCAUCGAGAGGCAACUGGAACAUGAUAGGAAAGAGAAUGAACGUGCCUACAAGCUUCUCUUUUUAGGGACAGCAGAGAGUGGCAAGAGCACUUUUCUCAAGCAGAUCCGCAUCCUCCAUGGUAACGGAUAUAGCGAGAGCCAGCGGAUGUCCUUCAUUCGGUUAGUGUGCCAGAAUGUGGUCACCGCUAUGCAAACACUCAUUGAAGCCAUGAGAAUCCUCCGCGUGGACUACGCUGACAAUCAAAACCUGGCCUUGGCGGAGCGUCUGAGUGAAGUGCAGGUCGAGAAGGUGGAAAGGUUGGAGUCGUGGCAGGUGAACGCCAUAAAAAAUUUGUGGAAUGAUCACGGCCUUCAGGACUGCUAUUACCGAAGACGUGAAUUCCACCUGACCGAUUCAGCCAAAUAUUACUUCAGUGAAAUGGACCGAAUCACCGCCCCGGGUUACAUCCCUAAUUUGCAGGACAUCUUGAGGGUUCGUGUCCCCACCACGGGCAUCAUUGAGUACCCUUUUCAAAUAAAGGGCAUUACGUUCAGGAUGGUGGAUGUUGGUGGUCAGCGUUCGGAAAGGAGGAAGUGGAUCCACUGCAUGGAUAACGUCAUUUCUAUCAUCUUCCUGGCCGCCCUCAAUGAGUAUGACAGCGUCAUGCUUGAGGACCCCACACAUAAUCGGAUGGAAGAGAGCUUGGCAUUGUUCAAGACCCUCGUAGAGUACCCGUGGUUCAGCGAGACUUCCUUCAUCCUUUUCCUCAACAAGACAGACCUUCUGGAGGAGAAAAUCCAGCAUUCAGAUGUGGCCACAUAUUUCCCGCAGUACACAGGGCCUCCGCACAAUGCCAAACACGCUCAAAAAUUCUUCCUUGAGCUCUACAAGAUUCCACACAGGGGCCACAGAAAGCCCAUGUUCUUUCACUACACCUGUGCCACAGACACCAAAAAUGCCAAAGUGGUCUUCUCAAGCGUCAAGGAUACCCUCUUCCGAGAAAUCAUCGACUUUACCAUGUCGUGA
Nerophis lumbriciformis (worm pipefish) is the source of this 1071-nucleotide messenger RNA. Lineage: Eukaryota; Metazoa; Chordata; Actinopteri; Syngnathiformes; Syngnathidae. The record is from RefSeq and is a predicted model, not a curated record.